CGGCGUUCCGCGCGCCCCUCGCCCGCCCACUUCCGGCGGCCCUGCGGAGGCGCUCUGGCUCGGGCGUCCGUGGCGGCGGCGGCGGCGGCGGCGGCGGGAUGGAGGAGAGCGAGUGGCGCAGCGCCAACUUCCGGCAGAAGCUGGUCAGCCAGAUUGAAGAUGCCAUGAGAAAGGCUGGUGUUGCUCACAGUAAGACCAGCAAAGAAAUGGAAAACCAUGUUUUCAUGAAGGCCAAAACACGGGACGAAUAUCUCUCUCUCGUGGCAAGACUCAUCAUCCAUUUCCGGGAUAUUCACAACAAGAAGUCUCUGGCCUCUGUCAGCGACCCAAUGAAUGCGCUGCAGAACCUGACUGGGGGUCCUCCAGCAGGACCAGGGGCCAUGGGGAUGGCUUCUCGUCCUCAGGGGGCCUCCUUGGCCGGGAUGAGUGGGCUCGGGCCCCCUAUGGGACAGCCGAUGAAUCUCCCAGGGCAGCAGCCUCCAGGACCUACCGGGAUGGCCCCUCACGGCAUCCCCAACAUCCCUGCUGCCAGCCAGCCAACCCAGCUCCAGCUGCAGCAGAUGGCUGCACAGCAGCAGCAGCAGCAGUUCCAGCAACAGCAGCAGCAGGCCGCCCUGCAGCAGCAGCAGCAGCAGUUCCAGGCCCAGCAGUCAGCAAUGCAGCAACAGCAGUUCCAGGUGGCGCAGCAGCAGCAAGCAGCAGCAGUUGCACAGCAGCAAAUGCAGGUGGCGGCGCAGCAGCAGCAGCAACAGCAGCAGCAAAUGCUCAAAUUGCAGCUGCAUCAACAAAGCCAGCAGCAGGUGAGACAGCAGCAGCAACAGCAGCAGCAAAUGCUCAAAUUGCAGCUGCAUCAACAAAGCCAGCAGCAGAUGCAACAGCAGCAGCAGCAGCAACUGCAGCGAAUUGCUCAGAUGCAGCAACAGCUGCAGCAGCAGGCCGCUCAGGCCGCUCAGGCCCAGCAGCAGCAGCCACCGCCGCAACCACCACCUCAGCCACCACCCCCGCAAUCAAUGCAGCAGCAGGUGGCCCAGGCACCAUCCCAGUCACUUCCUCCCCAGCCCAUGGUCUCCCAGGCCCAGACUGUUGCGGGACAGAUCCCUGGCCAGGUCAUGUCCAUGGCCAUCCUGCCCCAGCAGAUAAAAGCCUUGCAGGUCAGAGCUUUGCAACAGCAACAGCAGCAGCAGCAGCAGCAGCAGCAGCAGCAGCAGCAGCAACAACAGCAACAACAACAGCAGCAACAACAGCAGCAGCAGCAGCAGCAGCAGCAACAACAGGUGGCUUCCCAAGUCCAGGCUGCCCAAAUGGGAGCAUCCAGCCAGAUGAUCACCGCAAGUAUGGCCCGAGGUGGGAUGCCAAUAAGACCACGGUUCCCGCCCACCACCGCUGUCUCUGCCACGCCUCCAAGCACCAUGCCUUUGGGUGGACCACAAAUGCCUCAGGUCAACCAGAGCAGUAUCACCAUGAUGUCUUCUCCGUCUCCUGUCCAGCAAGCCCAGACACCCCAGCCAAUGCCUCCCCCACCUCAGCCACAACCUUCUCCUCAGUCCGGGCAGCCGAACUCCCAGCCUAACUCCAAUGUCAGUUCUGGUCCAGCCCCUUCUCCCAGCAGUUUCCUUCCCAGUCCAUCUCCGCAGCCUUCGCAGAGCCCAGCAGCUGCCCGCACACCGCAGAACUUCAGCGUCCCAUCUCCAGGGCCUCUCAACACACCAGGCAACCCCAGCUCUGUCAUGAGCCCGGCCAGCUCCAGCCAGUCUGAGGAGCAGCAGUACUUGGAGAAGCUCAAGCAGCUGUCCAAAUACAUUGAGCCUCUGCGCAGGAUGAUCAACAAGAUUGACAAAAAUGAAGACAGGAAGAAGGACCUGAGCAAGAUGAAGAGCCUGCUGGACAUCCUGACAGAUCCUAAGAAGCGCUGUCCUCUGAAAACUUUGCAGAAAUGUGAAAUUGCUCUGGAGAAGCUCAAGAACGACAUGGCCGUGCCCACCCCUCCUCCCCCUGCAGUACCUGCCACAAAGCAGCAAUAUUUGUGCCAACCGUUGCUGGAUGCCGUCCUUGCCAAUAUCCGCUCACCGGUCUUCAAUCAUUCCCUGUAUCGAACUUUCAUGCCAGCCGUGACCGCCAUCCAUGGUCCCCCAAUCAUGACUCCGGUGCCUUCCCCGCGGAAGCGGAAGUACGAAGACGACGAAAGGCAGACCAUCCCAAAUGUUCUGCAAGGGGAGGUGGCGAGAUUAAACCCCAAGUUCCUUGUGAACCUUGAUCCCGCCCACUGCAGCAACAAUGGCACGGUCCAUCUCAUAUGCAAGAUAGAUGACAAGAACCUUCCGAGCGUCCCGCCGCUGCAGCUCAGUGUCCCGGCUGACUACCCAGACCAGAGCCCCCUCUGGAUUGACAACCCUCAGCAAUACGAAGCAAACCCUUUCCUGCAGUCCGUGUAUCGCUACAUGAUGUCCAAAUUGUUGCAGCUGCCGGACAAGCACUCAGUCACUGCCCUCCUCAACACCUGGGCCCAGAGCAUCCGGCAGGCCUGCUUGUCUGCUGCUUGACUGGCCAAUCUCGCCAGCUGGGCACCGGAAGCUUCGUGGGCUCGGAUCUGGCUUGCCUGCUUGUGCUGCUUCUGCCUUUGGCGGCUGGCCAGGCUCUUGACGCCCAUGGGAAUUUACAGUUUUCAGGGGAGGGUUAAAAAUGCCUUUGUAGAGAAGAGCUUGGGAAAGCAAACUCAGUCCCGCGUGGAAAGAGGGACAGCUGGUCCAGCGUCAGCCCUGCCCUCGGUCGGCAGGAGGACCCACUGCGUUCUGCUUCUCACAAGGCAUCAAGUGGGGGCUGGCGGGGAUCUGCCAAGGAUCGGGACCGCGGGUUCAGGCAGAAGCUCCUGCUUUCAGCACUCCAGCUGAUGUCUCUGACAUUUCAGUUUCAGGAACGGGACUGUUUGGACACAGUUCUCUGCCUUUCCGAACGUUGGCAUUGUUAAGACAGCAUCUCAGGUGCUGCCCCUUCUGUCGAUCUCUGAGCACUCUGCCAUUUUGAAGAUUUUCAAGUAAUUACUUUGCAAGAUGCUGAUUAAUUGUAGUACAACAGGCGCAAUCUUUCAGAUAUGAAUCAUUGCAUUUGUUUUAUUGUAAUAAAUCUAUUGUUACAGUA
Ahaetulla prasina is the source of this 3135-nucleotide messenger RNA. RefSeq names its product mediator complex subunit 15 (gene MED15). Gene Ontology annotation, biological process: regulation of DNA-templated transcription. Bases 99 to 2540 code for a protein of 813 amino acids. NCBI's taxonomy places the organism in Eukaryota, Metazoa, Chordata, Lepidosauria, Squamata, Colubridae. Gene Ontology annotation, molecular function: transcription coregulator activity. The record is from RefSeq and is a predicted model, not a curated record. The transcript has 19 exons.